Molecule: messenger RNA, 3804 nt
Organism: Gambusia affinis (western mosquitofish)
Lineage: Eukaryota; Metazoa; Chordata; Actinopteri; Cyprinodontiformes; Poeciliidae
Gene: mef2b
Product: myocyte enhancer factor 2b
Exons: 9
Coding region: 261-1505 (414 amino acids)
Biological process (GO): positive regulation of transcription by RNA polymerase II
Molecular function (GO): RNA polymerase II cis-regulatory region sequence-specific DNA binding; protein dimerization activity; DNA-binding transcription factor activity, RNA polymerase II-specific
Source: RefSeq, a predicted model, not a curated record
AAGCGGCGCGCGGUGCUCCUGAACCUCCCGCUGCGUCCGCGUCAGGUGGAUAUUUGUUCAUCAGCCCAGCAGCAGAGUGCACGUCGGGACUCCUCCUGCUCAUUUCAGUAAAGAUCUGCGGUUCUUAUUGUCAACUUCACGUUUCUAUUUUCUUGUCUCUCAAACUGGUCAAGUGUGACGUAACACUUACUAAACAAAUCAAGUAGGAACAUAAAGAGAGGACAUCGACAAAAAAAAAGGAAAGAGUCGUGGGAGAAGACAUGGGGAGAAAGAAAAUCCAAAUUUCUCGUAUUCUUGACCAGAGAAACAGACAGGUGACCUUCACUAAGCGUAAGUUUGGCCUGAUGAAGAAGGCGUACGAGCUGAGCGUGCUCUGUGACUGCGAAAUCGCCCUCAUCAUCUUCAACAGCACCAACCGUCUGUUCCAGUACGCCAGCACUGACAUGGACAAAGUUCUGCUGAAAUACACAGAGUACAGCGAGCCGCACGAGAGUCGCACCAACACCGACAUAUUGGAGACGCUGCGCAGGAAAGGCCACGGCCUGGACUGCUCCGAGCUCGACAGCGAGGAGAGCGCGCAGGCGGCGGCCGACAAGUAUCCCGGCAGCGACAGCAUGGAUCUGUCUGUGGCUCGCCAGCGCUUCUGCCCUCCCUCUCUGCUGUCACCGGAGACUCAGUUCCUCGUGUCCGCCGGGUGUGAGAACGGCUUCCCCAACUGUUCGGCGUCCGGCGCAGCGUCCCACCGGCCCCCUGGGUUUAAAGCUCUGAGCUCUCGACCGGGUUCUGCGAGUCCAGCAGGACCGCACGCGGCGUUCAUGUCCCCGCAUCCAGGCAUCGGCUACUCCGUGUUCUCCCACGGCAACCUGAACCGAGCUCUGGACAUGAAAAGCCCUCCUCCUCUGAGUCUGGGCAGCGAAAACCUGCGGGCAGACGCUGCUAAUCAGGCCAUGGGGGCCACAAGAGUAAACCACAACUCUGCUAGGAGUCUGCUGUACCAGGGCCUGCACAGCAGCAGUUCGAUGGUGGCGAUGGGGAAAGCGGGUCUCCUGAGUCACAGUUUGGGGGGCUACGGGCUCCCCCAUGCUGGAGCCUCUGAGUACAGCCAGCCUGGUUUCUUUCACUCCGUCAGUUUACAGCGAGGACCGGUGAAUCCCUGGCAGCAUGAGUCUCAGACUUCUCAUAUCAGCUCAGGGAUGUCCAGCGGGGGGUGCUCCUUCCCAUCUCAGUCUUGCUCCUCCAACUCCUCUCAUCUUGCCUCCUUGAACCUCAGCAUCAAAUCGGAGCGAAGCUCGCCUGACCACAUGUGCUCUCCGUCCUCCCCUCGUCUGCACCACCUCAGGCAGCAUUCGCCCACGGGCAACGGCGACGUGGCGCGCCACAGCCCUCCAGAAGCCCACCCGGCCAACAGGACGAAGGAGUUUCCCAAAGCCGGCUACCCGCAGGACGGAGAGGAGCGAGGGCAGCCUGUCAGGCAGCUGGAGAUGAGCGACGGCUGGCAGAGAUAGCCAGCUGCCACCGCCUCCCGCGGGGUCGAGGUGUUUUCUAGAGCGUCCCCCUCCAGCCCCGUUGGGGACGUCUUGUCUCGCAGAGCUGGGCUCUCCAGGGUGGGAAAGAAAUCCUCCCUUCAAGUCACUCGCUUGAUCCCACGAGGCGAUAGACGCAUAUAGACUUUCUCCUUUUUUUUCUUUCUUUUCUUUGGGAUUUUUCUGUAUUUUGACAUAAUCAAAAUACAGUUUGAUUAUGUGUUUUUGUUUGUUUGUUUUGCAGCUUUUGGAAAAUAGUUAAAGACUAGCUGAGACCAGGUUUUUAAACUGGGGAAGAAUUUUCCCCAGUUUAAAAACCUGGGACAAAAACUUCCCCAGGUUUUAGGUUAAAGGUUUCUGAAAGUACAUUUGGCCUUUAAAGCAGCAUCUCUUCCAAGUCAGGACUGAACCAAGACAUGAAACACCCUUUUUAAAGGCUAUGAAUAAACGUUGAAAUUUAUUUUAUUUUAGAAAGUGUAGAUUUAAAAAAAAAAAUGCUUCCUACACUAUGAGGAUUAGUAUGUCAAAAUUGGUUUUGACUGAUCAAUUUUGACUAAUUGAUCAGUCAAAAUCAGACUUCUAAAUUGUAAUAAAAAUGGCUUUUGAAACUAACAAACAAGAGGCUUAAUUCAAAACUUAAGGAUUCAGUCUGACACAUAAAUAAAUAUCUUGUUCAAGAAACAGUCUAAAAAUAUGCGGUGAAGUAAAUUUUUAUGCAAAAGCAAUGAUUUUUAUUUUUCAUUCUGUUCUUCAAUCAUAAAUGUAAACUUGAAAAGACUAAUUUUCCCCGUGUGAGAGCGGCUCUUGUUCGCAGAUUACCUCCGCGAUGCCGGCCUACUCUGUUAACGUCUAAACCAUUUUCAGACUCCAUGUGAACGCGCCUGUCUUGUUUAAAGCAGAGUUCUCAGAAUUGGAACCUGAUGCUUUUUCUUCUUGCUCUCAGGUUUGACAAAUUUAAGCUUUAACUCUCUUUUUUUUUUUUAUAACUUCAAAUGAGGGACUUUUUUUUUUAAUGAUGCACAAAUAUGAUCCCCAAGCUUUAUGUUGAAUCCUGCGAAACCAAAAGAAAUAUCCACAUAGUCCUGUGCACACAUGUGCAGCCCGGGUAAGGAUAUGAAAAAAGAAUUAGACAUUGAUGGUGGCAGCAGCAUGUCACACUGAAAGUCCCGGAUCCUCUCUUAUCAUCUUUGAUGAGCUCCUGAAAUGACCAGGGUUAUUUGCCUGAUCGGCUAUUUGGCUUAAUUUGCUCACAUGUCUUGUUAAAACAUCUGGAGGCGACACAUUUUCAGUUUUCUGGUAGGAGUCCAGUAAAUGUCCUUAAGUCUUCUGGUGUUUACAAAAACAAUAAACACGUGACGAACUGUAGCAGGUUUUCUGGAAGAUUCUGCAGAAGAUAAUUAGCAUCAUAGAUACUCCACCAUACUUAAUUAGAUAGUUUCCCCGACUUGGCUCCCCAAAAAUAAGUCGAUGUGUAGAUACGAUUUUAAUAUUUGAUAGUUAUGAUAACUCCCCCUGAAAAAAAAAAAUUCCCCAUUUGCUUAGAUUUUCCUUCUUCCCUCAUUCUGUUCACUGUCUGUUGGCACAAAAUACAUGCCUUACUUCUAACAAGUUGCCAAAAGAAAUGGGACUCAUUAUUAAAUUAAAGUUUGCAUUUUUCAAUGUAAUACUACGCUACAUUUAAAAAACAAAACAAAACAAACAAACACACAGUGGACUUAUUGUAUUCAUCUUUAAUACCAAUAAUAAAUGUGGACGGGUGCUGAAUUGAACAUGGUCAAAUAAGACUUUGUUACCAUGGCUGCCGUCUCUCGCCUCUUCAUGUUGUAGAUAUUACUGCUUAUGCUGCUCACAGAUAUGGGACAAUCUUUGCUUUUCUAUUGUUCUGCUCUUUUUAGCUCCAUCUGGUUCAUUGAUGUGUAGUAAAAACUGCCGGUGGGCGUUCAAAAGACCUUCAGAUCAUUUCCUCUUCUUGUCCUCUAGGGGGUGGUAUUAUGUCACACUAUCGCACCUAAUAAGGCUCAGAGUGUAUGCGGUAAGCUUUCUGUUGCUGAUUGGUUAACUUAAAAAAGGACGUCCAUGACCUGAUGGAGGCUCAAGUUCAUGUUUUACCUCAGCGAAAAGAGGUCGCCACAUCGAACCUCUGCGGCGAAGUUCGCUUUGUUUUUAUGUCAUAUAUCUAAAAAAAAAUAUGUUUUUAUUAGUAUUCUUAUUUUACUCCAGAUUAUUUUUUUUCCAAAUGUUUGUUGAGUUCCUCUCCAGCAGAACAGAGACAGAUUUUUAU